Molecule: messenger RNA, 882 nt
Organism: Lodderomyces theae
Lineage: Eukaryota; Fungi; Ascomycota; Pichiomycetes; Serinales; Debaryomycetaceae
Gene: AYR1
Product: acylglycerone-phosphate reductase
Exons: 1
Coding region: 1-882 (293 amino acids)
Biological process (GO): triglyceride catabolic process; phosphatidic acid biosynthetic process
Cellular component (GO): lipid droplet; endoplasmic reticulum
Molecular function (GO): acylglycerone-phosphate reductase (NADP+) activity; triacylglycerol lipase activity
Source: RefSeq, a predicted model, not a curated record
AUGGCAGGUGAACGUCAGAAAGUUGCAUUGGUAACUGGAGCAUCUUCAGGAAUAGGGUUUGAGACCUCAAUUGAACUAGCAAAGAGAGGAUAUGUUGUCUUUGCUGGAGCCAGAAGAUUGGAGCCAAUGGCGAAAUUGAAGGAUUACGGUGUCAAGACCUUCAAGUUGGAUGUCAGUGACUUGCAAAGUGUGCAAGAUGCCCGUAGCUACAUUCAAAAGGAAACUGGUGGAAAUUACUUGGACAUUUUGUACAAUAACGCAGGUCAAUCUUGUACAAUACCUACAACUGAUGUCACUGACGAGCAAAUCAAGCAAUGUUUUGAAGUGAAUGUGUUUGGAGCAAUGCGUAUGGUUAGAGAAUUCAUCCCACUUUUGAUUAAUGCAAAGGGUGUUAUUGGAUUCACCGGUUCCGUUAGUGGACUCAACCCAUUCCCAUUUUCGUGUACUUAUUCUGCAACGAAAGCUGCAAUCGAACUGUACGCUUCGGUUUUGAGAGUCGAAAUGAAGCCAUUUGGAGUGAGAGUCAUUAACUUCAUUACUGGUGGUGUCAAUACCGACAUUGAAGACAAGAGAAGUUUGCCAGAGUCGUCACUUUUCAAUGUGCCAGGAAUGGAGGAAGCUUUUGACGAGAGAAGACAAUUGGCAGUCAAGAACAACCCACUUCCUGCUGAUGUGUAUGCCAAACAAGUUGCCGACGACUUUGAACGGGCCAAGUUGGGAGGCUCAUUACACUUGUAUCGUGGGAAAAUGGGAUUUUUCUUGGGUUUUAUAACUCCUCUUCUUCCAAGGUUUCUUCUUGAGUGGGCUCUUGUUCGUAGGUUCAAAUUUGCUGGUGUUUUCGAAUACUUGAGAAAAAAGUAUGCCAAAGGUUUCCCAGCUUGA